CCGCGAGUCUGCGCGCUCCGGGGGCGGCGGGCGCGACGGCACGGUGCGGCGAGGCGCCUCGGCCGCGGCCGCUCAGUCCGACGCCCAGCGCCGCGACGCUAUGACGUCAGCGCGCCGCCCGCUCGCCAGCCGUCCGACCGAGCCGCUGCUGCCGUCGCCGCGCCUGCUGCCACUGCUGCGCCCACGACUCAUGAAUGGGAAGCCGUCCGAGGCUCGGCGCAGCCUGUCUCCGCGAGUGCCUUGCCCUCCCGGCGUGCUCCGGGGUUAAGCGCCGCGUCGAGCCAGCAGAGCUGUGGGUCCGCGGCAGGCCAGCCGCAUAACGCGGUUCCGACCGCGAACUCAGGCCUGCGGCAGUGUGUGCGCGAGCCGCCAGCUGGGCCACUCGUUGCCGCGACUGGGCGACGGGCGCGGCGAGCCUUUAUUUUUAAACGAGCGCAGCGCAGCCGCUGACACGCAGCCAAGAGAGUAUAAUUAAGAGGCACGGAGAAAAAAGAGGCUUCGAGCGAGGUUCGAGCAGCAGAGCGAGGCGAUCAGCAGGCCGGCCGCAGGCCGACGACGAGCUGGCGCCGCAGCCAAGAUGGGCAAAAAGAACAGCAAGCUCAAGCAAGACACCAUCGACCGAUUGACCAGCGACACGUACUUCACCGAGAAGGAGAUUCGGCAGUGGCACAAGGGUUUCCUGAAGGACUGCCCCAACGGACUGCUCACCGAGCAGGGCUUCAUCAAGAUCUACAGGCAGUUCUUCCCGCACGGGGAUCCGUCCAAGUUCGCCUCGCUGGUCUUCCGGGUGUUCGACGAGAACCACGACGGCAGGAUCGAGUUCGAGGAGUUCAUCCGGGCGCUGUCGGUGACGUCGCGCGGCAACCUGGACGAAAAGCUGCACUGGGCGUUCCGGCUGUACGACGUGGACAACGACGGCUUCAUCACCCGCGACGAGAUGUACAACAUCGUGGACGCGAUCUACCAGAUGGUGGGCCAGACGCCGCAGGCCGAGGACGAGAACACGCCGCAGAAGCGGGUGGACAAGAUCUUCGAUCAGAUGGACAAGAACCACGACGACAAGCUGACGCUCGAGGAGUUUCGCGAGGGUAGCAAGGCCGACCCACGGAUAGUGCAGGCACUGUCUCUCGGCGGGCCUCCUCCCUCCGCGGACGGCUCAUAACUCUCUCGCUCGUUAGCUUGCCGUUGCGCUCGCCGCCGCAGCGCCCCCCGUCGCUCGCGGACCGCAAUGCAGCAUCCGCCCGCUCUGCCGCGGGCGCGCGCCGCCUGCCGCACUCGGCGCCCGGUGCACUGCCGCUGCGGCCGGAUCCCGCGCGGUCGUCUCGGCUGACCGCGCGCGCGAUACGCUUUACUCGUUUGCCGAGAGAGAGAGAGAGAGAGAGAGAGAGAGAGAGAGAGAGAGAGAGAGAGAGAGAGCGAGAGAGGGGGGCAGCGGAAGGGCGCGCGGUCGCGUUAUAAGCGUCUCUCGUCGGCAGCACCGCGCGGUCGAUAUAUCGAGCAGGCCAGAUCGUCGAAUCGCACGCCCAAGCCUUCUCGCGCUCUCGCGUUUCUCGUCUGGCUUUUGCUUUGGAGCCGCGCUUUCCCACCCGUCCGCCCCACCCCCUCUCCCCUAUAGCGCGCAACGAGCGUCGCGGGAAGCGCCGCGAUUGGCCUUAUUGGCAGUCCAUCUCGCCGAGGGAAGACUGCUCGCACGUGCGCGCGAGGCAGUGGGCUUUCCGUCCGUGGUGCGGUCGAGUCGGGCCAAUGUGCCGGCUCGUCGUUGCUCCCUUUCGAUCGAUAACCUCUCUCCUACUCUCUCUCUCUCUCUCUCUCUUACUCUCUGUCUUUUAGCAGCUGCCUCGAGAGGCAACAGCCACCCACGGCUUAUCGAGAGCUUGCAAAACGCUCGAGCAUCGCUUUAUCCGCUUCUCAUCGGCUUGUCGAGCAUGCACGCAAUGUCCGCGCGCGCCGCAGACGCGAACAAAUAAAACUUGUUGCACGGACAAUUGCUGUUCGCCGGAUAAAAUGAAAGCAGAGUAGUCGUUAUAUUGAAUAUAUACAUAAAUAUUGUUACAUCGCGUCAUCGCGUUAUAUACAACAGUUGAAUAAUAUUAUACCUAGUUGGCUGUUUUUACGCACGCGCAGGCAAUCCGUUUGCUCGUUCUGUUAUCGUCGAGUUAAGAUGAUUAUUUUUCAUAAUGAAAGCACAAUCAAUAUACAUUACGAAACUCUGGUACCGAUAUACAGAUGCUAGAACGACGAGCUUUUAUCCAGCCUACGUACCGCGCACGUGCGCAUUUGUCAAUUUGCAAGUUUUUCCUGAACGCCACGUCAACCCUCUUCUCUAUAUAUGUACGUAAUAAAGGCGCGCCAAGCUAUAUCUGUCUUUUUCACACGGCUUGCCAGUCUAGCAAUAAAACUUUCGCACUCUCGUUGCUGGAAUCGAUGUAGGAGCGAAGAAGAGACAAAAAGUAAAUGAUAAAAUAAAAGAAGAUUUUGCACUCUUUCGUAGACUUAGCACCGUUCGAAAUUCUGUCUUGGGAAUUUCCGCUGGCAAAGCUCGCGCUCGAUUUUCUAUAUCCAGUUUUGAAGCAUGCCGAGCUUCGUUUGUUACUUUGACGCGCUGCCCGACGAAAGUACUCGAGCGCGUGAACUACGCGUAGACGAUAUAUCUCGAAAGGUUUUUACAGUUUUCAACGAGACGUAUCCUAGAAAGUUGGCGUAUAUCUUAGAACGUAUGGCGAAGCCGCUCGUGCGCGCAUCUGCAGCUUGUAUCGACUCGGGAAUCGGUUCCUAUACGACUCGACGGAGCCCGACUAUCGACUUUCGACUAGCAAACUAUCUUCGCUGUUGGAUAUGCUUUAAUUCGGCUCUGCACCACGAUUCUCUGGUAGACCGCUUGGAAUCUCUCGGCUGUGCGUGCUCUGCGUCGCGAGUACGCGAGGCGAGUGCGUUCCCAAGAGGCAGCUCAGCCGCGCCGCCGCACGGGCAUGCCACGUUGUUGUUGUUCUUCGGAGUGGACGAGCUGCAAGCAAUCGGCGCAGAGUUAUUAAUUAAUCCUAGCUGUAAUUACACUUAAUACUUGUAUGGACGGCACCACUCGGCCGCAAACUAUAAUCUCGACGAAUCUCGGCUAUGCCCGACGGUGUAGCUUUAGCGCGUAGUCCGCUCGCAAGCUGCAAUCUUCAGCGAUUUCCGCCUCACCUAUCCACACGCUCACUUACGAUCUAAUUAAACGGCAUUACCCUUACGCGCCUAUCUACAUAUAUCUAUCUACAUAUACACGUGCACAUAUACCAUACAUUCCUAAUGAUCUUCACACGCUCGCUAUAUUUUACAAACUUUCUGUGAUAAUUAUUAACAAUCAAUAAAUGAUGGCGCGUCGUGUCCGAGAAGCGAGACGAAGUGUUAUUUGACGACAUGCCAACGCUGCGAUAUGCCUUUUUGCAAACUAUCCGACGGACCCGGCGCUCGCGCUCGUUCGCAUCUUAUACUUUCGCCAAAUCCAAUGCCACUGGGACGGAGUUCGGACAGCGCCGCGCACCGACGUCCAAGGCACGGCGCUGCGGCUCGAUUGAUCGACCGUCGCGGGACGAACAGCGUGGAAACGCGCGGAAAUUGACUAUUGUCGCUGAUGUUACGUGCGCCGCGGCCGCGUCACGCUCGUGCGUGCGCUCGAACGGCGCGCGGCGCGUCCAGGCUCGAGUAACGCCAGUCAUCGGCGCGCACCAUGCGUCACACUCCGAUACUCGAGCUAUACCAAGGAGAGCAAGAGGGAGAACGCGCACGUAAGAGGUAAAGUUCGAUCGAUGCCGCGCGAGGAAAUCUGGCCGAAGCGACGAAGGCUAUGUCUUGCUAAGAGAUAAUCGUUAAAGAAAAAGAAAAAAAGAAAAUAAUUGAAACGGAGAUAAUCGUUCUAGUUUGUUACGCUGGUCCGUUGCGUGCUGCGCCUUGUACAAUUGCCAGGAUUUCGACGAUGAAAAAUAUAUGACAAACAGUAUAUCUUUGAAUGUUGCUCGUUUUCACGAAAUUAUUACGCGCAUUGUUAUUUUAUAUGGUUCCAUACAUUUUUUCUAAGCAAUAUCGUAUUACGGUAUGGAGACAUUAAUAAAAUAAUUUUAAG
This is a messenger RNA of Phymastichus coffea, 4102 nucleotides long. RefSeq names its product frequenin-1. The record is from RefSeq and is a predicted model, not a curated record. NCBI's taxonomy places the organism in Eukaryota, Metazoa, Arthropoda, Insecta, Hymenoptera, Eulophidae. The transcript is spliced from 8 exons. Gene Ontology annotation, molecular function: calcium sensitive guanylate cyclase activator activity; calcium ion binding. Bases 578 to 1162 code for a protein of 194 amino acids.